CGUACAGUCAUGAGAUAAUUCAAUGCAGUUUUUGCACAUUGUGCUGUUCAUUUUGGUGUAAUACAAACACAAAUAUACAAUACGGUGUAUGCACACAGUCGAGAGUUGCUGCGUAAUGCAGUAUGCUAAUCAUUUGUCGCGGGGGAUAAAGAAUAUAUGCCUGUGAGUAUUGUUUCAGCAUGUCUCCUUUGGUUGCUCCACAAUUUGUGUUCAAAUAUCCGUUCACCCCAGUGCUAUUCCCAUUCCAUAAUGCAAAUGCGAAUGCCGUUUAUGCUAACUUAAGUGUUAAGUCUCUUUGUGUCAGUGUCAGCGAUGAGAACCUCCCGAGCACAUGUUGCCAGCCUGAAGAAUCCCCGGUGAGUUUGGAGGCUGAAUGUUUACGGCUAGCUUGCGGCGUGGCCUCGGCGCUCGCGUCACUCUGCAUUUGUAUUGCGUCCUCUGCGGAGAAGCCAUCGAUCGCCGAAGAUCGUCUCCCUUGUGGCAUUCCCAGCGGAGAACACCGCACGGCUUUAUCGCCUCGUCUUCCAGGCCGACACUCGAGUCUCUUUAGAUCCUCAGCAGAAUUUGUUAGCGGAGCAUUUCUGGUAUCGCCGGUGACGAUUGGCUUUUUCUGCACUUCUUUGUUGUUGAAUGUGAGCAAAACUGGAAAUGUUUGACUUGUCCCAAGCCAUCACGUCCACUUUCAUCGGGUACAUUCCGCUGAUUAAAAGUGGGAAAAAAAAACGAGCUUACGGGUUUUGUCACCCGACGUGACGGAUUGUUGUUUUGGCGCCGCGUCUGCGCCGUUUGCUUGGAUGGUUACACUUGAACGGCGGACGACUCUCGCAACUGUCAAGGCGCCGUCACUUCCCAAGGACUGCGGCACGUCCCAGAAGGUUUUCGGAACUCCUGCAGCAACGGGUUCAUGUUUUCCUUUCAGGUGGCCGAAGAUGAACUUGACGUUGUUGAAAUGAUUUGAAUUCAUGGCCGCUGUGUAAAGGUUGAAAUGCAGAGGUGGUCUUCACCUGAUCUGCUCGUGGCUUCCAUCGACGCUCCCUUUGGGGAUGGUUGUGGUUUUUGGCUAAAUAUCACAGCUCGCAAUCCCGAGGACUGAGAAUGCUUCUCAGGUGAUCUGACCACUAAGAUGAUGCUCAAUGUAGUACGACUAUGAAUUUAGAAUUGACCCAUUCACUCCCCCUGCAUCUUUAUGUUUAAAAGUGCUUAUGCAUAAUUGAGCAAGCGAUGCUGUGGAAACCAAACGAAUCAUCGGACAGGAUCAACUACAAAACCCUGCAGACUGAAAGAAUGCCAGAUACAAAAUUCUCACGACGGUUUUCCGCAUUGCAAGUUCUAUUUUACAAAUGACCUCUUUUUUUUUUUUUUUAGUAACGCCCUUAAUGGCGUAAAUGAUGUGAUAAUAUGAAAUUACAGAGCAUUUUUCCAUCCGCCCGACUGUGAAACCCCAUCACAUUUUUUUAGGAAGUUUUACUUUGGCUCCAUAGCAGACGAUAAUGGGAAAUAAUGCAAUAAGCUCGCAGCGGAGAGGUUGUAGUUCCCCACGAACGAAAAGGUCAAAACGCAUUUCGGGUGACGCGUCAAUUUUACUGCCGGCUCUUCUAAAUGCUGUUUAAAAAAAAAAAAAAAAAAAAAUCAUCUUUGUAUAGCAAAAAAUCGAGCAAAAGCACCUUCUCGCGAGUCGCACCAACAUUAUUUCCUGCCAAACGUUUUCCGAAAGUGCGAGCAAUGCAAAAGAAAGAGAAGUGUGAUGUCAGCAUUGCGCGCAGAAAACAUUUUUGAUGUGAAUCUUAAUGAGAGUGGCCACUGCGCCUGACUGCCGGCGCCGUCCCCACGCGCCAAAACAGCUCAAUUAAACACACUCCAACGUAAACGCGGAGAAGCCGACGAAGGUCCCCCCGCGGAGUCGCAUCAGAAAGUCGCCGAUUGAAUAUUUCAAGACGUGCCCCAGUAAUGAGCGGCCUACUUCCACGGCUGAGCCUGCGGUCGCCUUUUGUUCGACGCUGGGAGAAAAUCGUCUGCGACCCUUUUGCAGUGUCUUACGUUUCUGCAGAAAUUGCUCGUCAAAUGGACUUGAUCCAAAUCAGGCGCUGACCCGGGAGUGGAUUUUGACUCCGGCAAGAGAGAUUCAUCCCGCUCUCCCCCCACCCCGACCGAGUGAGGGUAAAAAGUACAAAUCUUGCUCCCUCCUACUCCGACGGCGAUUGCGUCACGACCCAUCGGAACGAGAGUAGGGCCCAAAUGCAGGACUCGGAAGACGCAAGGUAGUUGAAGAAGAGACACGUUUAUUGUACGCAGGGGUCGGGGAUCGAGCAGGCAGUCCGGUGCAGCAGCGGUAGUUGGGACGUCGGGCGAAGAGAGCAGGUGAGCGGGCAGGCAGGAGUCGGUGCACGGGAGAACAAUCAGCGCGGGCAGAAGUAUCAAAAGGAGUCCGGCUUACAAGGUUGGUCGGAGAACGGGCGAAGGUCCAAUCAGGGAUACCGGAGCACACGAACGGGACAUGAAGAUCAACGAACUGGCGCCGGCCAGUUGUCAUCGCGGUCAUAUAAAUCCACAGCCUAAUCAGGCUGCAUGUGGCGCGGGUGUGCACCUCCCAAUCAGCGCACCUGGGCGGCUCGUGCUGGAGCGGCCGGAUCAUGACAGAUUGAUCCUGUUCCCUCUUGUGAAAUGUACAAAUCGCACGAACGUCACCCCUCCCCCUCCUUCCACUCAUUCCAUCCGUCGUCCCCAAUCCGGAUUUUCCAGAAAUUCCCUCCCAUCCCACCGGAGUCCUGCCAAAAAUGUUAGCCUCUAACCUGUGUGCUUAAACUAAUGCCACACAAACAAUUACUGCAUAUAUCUCACUGGUGGUGUAGUGGGACUCACACCUCCCUUUGGUGCGGGCAGCGUGGGAUCGAUUCCCGCUCAUCGACGGUGUCGAUAUCUGCCUUGUGACUGACUGGCGAGCGGUUCAGGGUGUAUUUGGCCUUUCGCCCGAAGCUAUCUGGGAUAGGCUCCGCCUUUCCCGCAACCCUUCUGAGGAUAAGCGGCUUGGAUAAUGACAUGACACUCGAAAUAAGGUCAAUAUUAGGGAAAAGUAAGUGAACCCCCGGGUUUUCUGAAGUGGCUCACCCUUGACCUGAAGGGGUUGAGGUCAGGACUUUGACUGGAAUACGGAUCCGUUUCAAGACGCACUCGUUGAUGCGGUGUUAAUUUAAGCAGGCCGUUUAUUCUUGCGAUUUAGAAUAAAAUUGGAUUGAACGAAAUGAUAAAGGGUUCACAUACUUUCUUUCACCUUCCACUGUACUGCGCUGUACUGUUUCGCUGUCCGUGGUGCUAAAAAUCGUUCGCGCUUAGCCGAUGAACAAAAGCGACGACCGCAAAUUUGCGUUUGGUCGUCCGCAACAGGCCGGCUGCCAUUUAUCCGGUCGGCGCGACCCGCACUGCUGCGGAGAAUGAGAGGCUGUUAAAAAGAAAUUCAUUGUCUACAUUUCUCUUUUAUUUGAUAAACAAAACUCAAGGAGCUCAACACACGCACACACCAAAUCAAGAUGUAUUCAUAGAAAGCGGCAAUUCCUCAAUUGGCCUGCACGUUUCACAACGCAACGCUCUCUUCAUAAAACUGUAUGAAAUGCUGUAUGCUACAGUUCCGCGGUUAAUGAGAACGCAUGACCUUUGACCUGAAUGACAAACCCAUUUUUCAAAAAAUGCACAUAAUGGGAUUCGUCAAGGAGAGCGAUACCUCGACUUACAAGUGACCCGACUUGCAAGUUUUUUGUUUUGUUUGUUUUUUUGCGACGAGCCACAGUUGGAACCAGCUGUAAAAUGAAAACACUUGCAAGGGGCAAACGCUCGCACGGAAUUAAUCGCAUGCUAAACGGUAAAAGUAAGAUCGAUACAAUAAUAAUAAUAAUAAUAAUGGAUUCAAUGAUUUAUCUCCAACUAUUUUGAGGCUUUGAUGCCUGCUGUUCAUGUGUUUGCCAAAUCUGACACCCAUCACACGUCUACAAAGCUCGCCAACUUCUUGAUGUCUGCCCGCACGAAUCCAUCGAAUGAAUCAAAUCAAAGCCACAAAAAAAGUCUUUGGACCAGCAGUCUGCCCGUGCGUGCGCCGCAAGUUUGAUUUUCGUUUGGAGGCACAAAUUGAGAGCCAGUUUGUGGCGCCACAAAUCCACAAACUGGGACGCGCCGUGUCAUGCUAGCAAUGCAGCGGGCGUGAUGUCGCAUCGUUUACGUUGGACGCUACGUAGUUUAGUAUAAUACGCGCUGCGAGGGGCGUGGCCUUGGUCAGAGAGCGUCCAACGGCUGGGCAUUGAGUCAGUGUAGGCGCCACAUUAAAAAAAAAAACACACACACACACACACACACAGUCGCUCAUACAAAUUCAAUAUGAGAAAAGUCGUCAUUGGGUAAAAUUGACCACCCGGCUUUGUAAAAGUUGAGUGGGCAUCCUGGGCAUUUUUCGACAUGUGACGGGCCGGCGACGGCGUCUUUCCACUCAACCGGAUCAUGUCACGUCCCUCGAACGGCAGUUGAACUUUGGUCCGCCUGCGCUCUGAAAAACGGUUUUUCUAAGUGGAGAACAAAUUGUGGCGCCGGCAAAUGGGAGGCUCGGUCCGAGAACUUUCAGGUCACGCGCGUGGGACAUACGGACUUGGACAGGAAGUAACGACACCACAUUAAUGAUCAACGCAGUUUUCUCAAUUUCCUUUUUUUUUUUUUUUAAUUCUUUUUUUAUCCUUAUCUCAUCGUUACUGGCUGAAAUCAAUCUUUUUGGAUUUUGAUUCAAAAAGGAAAUGGCCGGACUCCGGAAAUGUCACGUGCAAGGUAGAGGGGGGCGUGGCCUAUGACGCAUGUCACCGGUCACAGCUGUUUCACGUGAGGCACUGUGAUUAGAACAAGUAUUGACGUUGGAGUUUUGGCAUUGGGUAUGCUUUACCACAUCCGGGGUUCCUCCGCCACUGCGCCGUUAGAGUCCAGUCCCCGUCUUGUUGCGCUCUUUAGUCCUCUCAUAGUUAUCGGCCAUUGUUUCUUGUUUUUUGGAUCCUGCCCUUUUGGACUGUGUUUAUAAUAAAACCCGCUGAACAUCAUGCCUUUGUCUGGGAGUCCUGCAUUUGGAUCCGCCCCCGCACCAAGAAAUGUCCGGCAGGGCACGGCUAAUUUGGGGAGGGGGGGGGGGCACAGGGAGAAAUUUAGGGGUCGUGGCCCGCCUGUCAUGCCGACACCGCUUGGGUGGCAUUAACAAAAUGAAAACUGCAAAUUUCCCCGUUGAUAUUCAAAAUCUUUGGUGAUAAAUAUGAGUAUAUUGAGAAUGGACAGCUUUAUGGUUAUGCAAUAUAAUUAUAAUGGUUUUCCCAAAGCAGGACAAAGUGGCCUUAAUCACAUUCUCGCCUUUUGUCCAAAUCUUCCCCACCUAAUGAGAUAUUCCGUGUUGAUGCCAUUUGGUACGCCCCCCCCUGAGUGAGUCGAAUUAGGCAGAGGGAGAGAGAAAGAGAGAGAGGAGGGGGCGGUCGAGCGACGGGAGGAGGAGAGGAAAACCUCCAGCAAGCGCGCUCUCCUUGCAGCCUGCAGUGUGUCACUCAGUCACGGACAGAACAGAGCAGAACUUGGACUUAUAUCGAACCGGGCUUCGGAUUGUGACGCCGCCGACCGAACGGAGAAGAUGUUCUUGUCUCUGCUCCCCGUCGCGGUUCUGCUGCUGCUGCUGCUGAGCGCGCAGUCCGCGAUGUCUGGCGGCGGCCGCGACAGGCGGCUGGCGACCCAGGCCCAGCACUCCAAGGACAGAUCCUGGAACCGAUACAGAGACGACGACUACUUCAAAAGUUGGGCUCCUGCCAGCUCUCUCGACCAAGAGCGGGAGGCGAAGCCCGGACGUGACGGACACCCGGGGACCAAAACCCACACCGGAUCUGCCAAGAAGAUGCUACAGGAUGGUCCCGACGCCAGCAAGGAGCCGUGCCUGAAAGUGCGCUGCCCCCUUCGCCAGGUGUGCGCCAGCCGCGACCGCCAAACCGCCAUCUGCACCAAUCGCGAGCAGCCGACUCACAGCGUGAAGGCCCGCAAAGGCAGCCUGGUCCACAAGCGCAGGCUCGAAGGGGGCACCCACGGGAACUGCAAACUGUGUUCGGCGCUCCCGUCAAACCCGGUGUGCGGCUCCGAUGGACACACGUACUCGUCGCAGUGCAAGCUGGAGUUCCAGAGCUGCCUGACGGGAAAAGUCGUCUCGGCGAAAUGCGACGGGCAGUGCCCGUGCCUGCCCGGCAAAACCCCGUGGAGACGCGCCAAGACCGUGUGCACGGACACGCAGCUCCACAGUCUGGCCGCCCGACUCAAGGACUGGUUUGGAGUUCUCCAUCUGGAUGCCAACAGAGACCUCAAAACCGCCGCCGGCUCCGAGUCAGCGGCCGGACACUUUGACACGAGCAUCUUGCCCAUUUGCAAAGACUCUUUGGGAUGGAUGUUCAACAAACUGGACGUGAACUUUGACCUGCUGCUGGACGAGUCGGAGCUGAGCGCCAUCUACGUGGACAAGUACGAGGUGUGCAUGAAGCCCCUCUUCAACUCGUGUGACUCCUUCAAGGACGGCAAACUCUCCAACAACGAGUGGUGCUACUGCUUCCAGAAGCCGGACGGGUCGCCGUGCCGAGCCGAGAAGAGCAGGAUGCAGAAUCCCGGUCGGAGGAAGAGCCUCGUAGGUUCCUUCGUCCCUCGCUGUACCGAAGAGGGCUACUUUAAAGCGACGCAGUGUCACGGCAGCGCCGGACAGUGCUGGUGCGUGGACAAGUACGGCAACGAGAUCGCCGGCUCCAGAAAGCAAGGCAACCCCAACUGCGACGAGGACCAGGAAACAUCAGGAGAUUUUGGCAGCGGCGGCGGCGCGGUCAUUCUCCUGGACGACCAAGAGGAGGAAGCCUCGCAGGGCCGGCAGAAGAAGAGACGGGGCCGGGUCCACCCCCGGGAGAUCGCCGAAGACGACGACGACGAGGAAGACGACAAGGAUGACGAGAUGGGCUACGUUUGGUAACUCCGCCCCCUUCGGUUCUGACGCUGUCACGGGCCGACUGGGGAAAGUCCAGCACAGAUUUGAAGCCAUUCCAGCGUCUCUUCCGAGCGGCCGUGACAGCUCCCCAUCUUUUAAUCGAACUUGCUCCCGUAAACGCCGUCCCUCAUCCGAAUCCGGUGGACCUCACGCUUUCUUCUCCAAACGUUUCCCUUAACACGGACAGGUAACGAACGGAAAGCUGUUUUUACGUUUUAGCGAUCCCUCGGCUCCGCCUCGAGGCCCCUUGAGUUCUCCUUCCGCCUGCAAUGUACAAUUACUAACGUCGCCAAACGUGGACUAACAUUUGUGUUUCAUCAGAGUGGCCUCUCUCUCUUCGCCCGGUCCGAUUGCCCCAAAUAGAAAAGUCAGUGCAUUGGAUGUAAAUAUGGACAGUGAAUAUGAAAUACUAUCCACAUUGUAGAUUACUACAUUAUUCUUUCAUACUGUCCGUGUUCAACAAUGUUCCUCGCGAAUCCACGCAACUCGAGAUCUCUCUCUCUCUCUCUCUUCUCUCUCUCUCUCUCUCUCUCUCUCUCUCAUGGAUGGAGCAAACUAAAUUAUUUAACUGUUGAUCUUGAAUGUCCCAGAAAGACCAGCUAGCAAUGAGAUUUAAUGAUGUGUCGUCGUCGUCGUCGUCGUCGUUGCAUGUUGCUCAUCGUGUUCCUGUAAAAGAGAGAUUUACCUGGCUCGGGUCAAGCGCUAUGCAUCUCAAAAACAGAACGUGACGCUGAUUUGGCUGCUGCAAAUACUAUGUUGCUGUGUUGAUGUCUUUUCGGUUAUUCUCCCAAUCUCAGGAGGUAGGAGGUCGCGUCGAAGUGACGCGAGCGCGAGUGUCCCGACGGCUCUUUGUUUUAUGACCGAUUUGAUUGGUGAGCUCGGGCUCGAGAGACGGCGCGCGGACACUAGACAAGGUGCUGCCCCUGAGCUGGGAGGAACGACGAAGUCGUGGGAGCGACGCGGAGGCGGCGUUCUGCCCCCCAACGCCGUGUCGACCGAGUGAACUUUUUCGUUGUUAAUUUAACAAUUGAAGUAAAGUUGCACUUUGGGUGUCU
Syngnathoides biaculeatus (alligator pipefish) is the source of this 8067-nucleotide messenger RNA. RefSeq names its product SPARC (osteonectin), cwcv and kazal like domains proteoglycan 1 (gene spock1). The coding region runs from base 5636 to 6997 and encodes 453 amino acids. The record is from RefSeq and is a predicted model, not a curated record. NCBI's taxonomy places the organism in Eukaryota, Metazoa, Chordata, Actinopteri, Syngnathiformes, Syngnathidae. Gene Ontology annotation, molecular function: calcium ion binding; protein binding. The transcript is spliced from 12 exons.